Molecule: messenger RNA, 1458 nt
Organism: Sinocyclocheilus rhinocerous
Lineage: Eukaryota; Metazoa; Chordata; Actinopteri; Cypriniformes; Cyprinidae
Product: transcription factor AP-4-like
Exons: 7
Coding region: 237-1244 (335 amino acids)
Biological process (GO): regulation of transcription by RNA polymerase II
Cellular component (GO): nucleus
Molecular function (GO): protein dimerization activity; DNA-binding transcription factor activity, RNA polymerase II-specific; RNA polymerase II cis-regulatory region sequence-specific DNA binding
Source: RefSeq, a predicted model, not a curated record
UGCAGAAGGAGGGAGGGAACGAGCGCGAGCGAGCGAGCGCCACACACACUACGAGGGAACCCCAUCAGCUGGAAGAGUAGAGGAGCCUUACAACUCAACGCUCAUGCCCGAAAUCAGCAGGACACGCACAGGACUGCUUCUUAAAUGAGAAAGAGACACGAAGACGCUGUUUUGUUUUUAAACCGAUAAAGUACAAGAAGAAUCGAGGAGCCAGAGCUGGAGAGAAGCGGGGAAGCAUGGAGUAUUUCAUGGUACCAGCUCAGAAGGUGCCUUCCUUGCAACAUUUCAGGAAAACCGAGAAAGAAGUCAUAGGGGGCUUGUGCAGCUUAGCAAACAUUCCCCUCACGCCAGAGACGGCGCGGGACCAGGAGCGGCGUAUUCGGCGGGAAAUCGCCAACAGUAAUGAGCGCCGGCGCAUGCAGAGCAUCAACGCUGGCUUCCAGUCUCUGAAAACACUCAUCCCGCAUAGUGACGGAGAAAAGCUAAGCAAGGCUGCCAUCUUACAGCAGACGGCUGAAUACAUCUUUUCUCUGGAGCAGGAGAAGACGCGGCUGCUGCAACAAAACACCCAACUCAAACGCUACAUACAGAAGGAGUUCAGCGGCUCGUCCCCGAAGAGGAGGCGCGCCGAGGAGAAGGAUGAAGGGAUUGGAUCUCCAGACAUUCUGGAGGAGGAGAAGGUGGAGGAUCUUCGGCGCGAGAUGAUAGAACUCCGACAACAGCUGGAUAAAGAGCGCUCCGUUCGCAUGAUGCUGGAAGAACAGAUCCGCUCAUUGGAUGCCCACUUGUACCCAGAGAAGCUAAAGGUGAUCGCUCAGCAGCUCCAGGAGCAGCACGUGCAGACACAAACUCUGCUUCGUCUUCAACAGCAGCAACAAGAACAGCUGGGAAAAGAGACCACCACACCUGCUCGCAGCCCGCUGGUGUUUUCUCCUGCCACGCCGCCUGCGCCCACUCAUCACGCCACAGUAAUUGUUCCCGCCCCUGCGCUGCCGCCCCCUCCCCCCCAUCAUGUUACUGUGGUAACCAUGGGCCCCACCUCCGUGAUCAACACAGCAUCCACAUCACGACAGAACUUGGACACCAUUGUGCAGGCCAUCCAGCACAUCGAAGGCACGCAGGACAGGAUGGUCGUGCCCGAGGAGGAAAAACGGCGGGCGGUCAUCAUAACCCCGGGCCGUGUCCUCACAGACACCGGCGACUCCGACACCGCCUCUGACAAUGAAGGAUCUGAGGACUGUUAACUGCCCCGGUCACCCCCACCCCCAUAUCGGCCCACCACAUGUAACGGGGGGCACGGAGAGGGGGCGAGGGGGUCUGUGGGGAAGGGCCUCCCACAGAAAUAUUCUUUCUUUCUCUCUCCUCUCUUUUUGUUGCUGUCUUCUUCACACUCGCAUACGGGACUCACAGACUCAAUGACUUGAAGGUUUCUUGGUGGGGGGGGGGACAAAAAAAAAA